AUGGUGGCUCUCGACUACACCAAUGACGAGCAUCUCCGCCUAUUCAACAAGUGGCAAAACGACCCACGUGUCGCUGCGGGAUGGAACGAAACCGGUACCCUGGAUCAACACCGCGAAUAUCUCCGAAAGCUGCAUGAGGACCCCCACGUACUCACCAUGUUCGCGGCUUUCGACGACAUACUAUUUGCGUACUUUGAAGUUUAUUGGGCGAUGGAAGAUCACAUGGGUGCUCACUACCAGUCUUCGCCUUACGACCGUGGCAGGCACUCACUCGUCGGCGACGUGCGGUUCCGAGGGCCAUAUCGCGUGUCUGCGUGGUGGUCUGGUCUAAUGCACUACAUGUUCCUCGAUGAGCCGCGCACCUGGAACCUGGUCGGUGAACCCGCAGCAACGAGUAGCACGGUGCUAGCAUAUGACUUCGCCCACGGCUUCCACGUUGAGAAGCUUAUGGACCUUCCUCACAAGCGCAGUGCGCUGAUGAUGGUCAACCGGGAGAAGUUCUUCACGCUGAGUCCAUUUACUUGGGACGGCGAGAAGAAGGUUCGCCCAAGCCUGGAUGCAGGCGCGAAAGCGAAACUGUGA
This is a messenger RNA of Alternaria metachromatica, 582 nucleotides long. RefSeq lists its product as uncharacterized. Lineage: Eukaryota; Fungi; Ascomycota; Dothideomycetes; Pleosporales; Pleosporaceae. Gene Ontology annotation, biological process: siderophore biosynthetic process. The record is from RefSeq and is a predicted model, not a curated record. The transcript has 2 exons. The coding region runs from base 1 to 582 and encodes 193 amino acids.